UACCAUCUUCGUUUUUUGACUAACAUUCCCAGGCGUAGCUUCGAACUCUCCGCCGAUUUGUUCCCAGUCCUCUCUCGUACCUGUUCUUGGUGAGUCUGAGCUCUCAUCAAGGCGGGCCCCGUGGUCACAGAAAACUUUCGAGCAAGUUGUCGCUUUAUUGGGCAUCAUGGAAAUAAGUUUCAAGGGAAAGCGUGCUUUAGUAACUGGUGCUGGAAAAGGGAUAGGUCGCAGUACUGCUAAGAUGUUAGUUGAAUGUGGGGCUGAGGUCAUCGCUUUAUCGCGAACCCAAGCUGACUUAGACAGCUUAAAGGAAGAGGCACCAACAAUCCAGACAGUUUGUAUUGAUUUGUCAGAGAUUGAAGCUGCAGUAAAGAAAGUAGAGAGGCUUGGUGACAUAGAUCUAUUAGUAAACAAUGCAGGAAUUGCAUUAUUGGAUCCUUUUGAAGAAAUCAAAAUGGGAGAUUUUGACAAGAUAUUUUCAGUGAAUGUAAAGGCACCUUUGUUCAUCACACAGGCUGUUUCAAAAAAGAUGAUCGCCAAGGGAAGUGGAGGAGCAAUAGUCAAUGUUUCCAGUCAGGCUUCAGUGAUAGCUUUGAAAGAUCACACUCUGUACUGUUCUACUAAGGCGGCUAUGGAUAUGUUUACAAAAUCAAUGGCAUUAGAAUUGGGCCCUUAUAAGAUCAGAGUAAAUGCUGUGAACCCCACUGUUGUGAUGACAGAUAUGGGCAGGAUAGGUUGGUCUGAUCCUGCAAAGGCAAAGCCAAUGCUAGAAACAAUACCACUAGGAAGGUUUGCUGAAGUGGAGGAUGUUGUUCAUGCCAUUCUUUAUCUCUUAAGUGAUAAAGCUGGUAUGAUUAAUGGAACUAUGUUGCCCAUUGAUGGAGGCCGUCUUGUUCAAUAGAUAGGCCAAACUGUACAUUGGAUACACCAUAUGCAAAUUGUGCUCAUUUUUAUUUUCACUCAAAUGUUAUGAACAAAAUGAAAAAUUGUCAUAUUUACAUAUGUUAUGGUAAAGGAUAAUUGUGUAUAUUUAGUAGUGGCAAAUAAAAUAAAUGAAGGUUUUAAGUUA
This is a messenger RNA of Stylophora pistillata, 1069 nucleotides long. Its product is annotated as L-xylulose reductase. Lineage: Eukaryota; Metazoa; Cnidaria; Anthozoa; Scleractinia; Pocilloporidae. Gene Ontology annotation, molecular function: carbonyl reductase (NADPH) activity; L-xylulose reductase (NADPH) activity. Gene Ontology annotation, biological process: glucose metabolic process; xylulose metabolic process. The record is from RefSeq and is a predicted model, not a curated record.